UGUCUUUUUUUCGAUGCUCAGAAAGCUUUCCAUUGGCUUCCGCAGGACAUGAUCGGGAGUCAUGCUGUCUGGAAUCCUUCUCGUGUUUUUGCUGAUAUCUUGGAAUAUUUCAGUGUACUUGUUCUCCGUGAACCCGUCACUAGUCGUCGAUGAAGUUUAUCAUGUUCCUCAGGCGCAGCGGUAUUGCGAUGGAAAUUUUUCAUACUGGGAUCCGAAGAUAACAACCCCGCCGGGAUUGUACGUAUUUUCUGCGCUGAUGUCGAACAUUCUCGGAAAAUUCCGAAUCGGGGAUGCUUGUUCAGUAUUCAAUCUUAGGUGUCACAAUGUUUUAUUGCUGUCGCUUUUGCCCUUUUUGGUCGCUCGGAUCCUGGAAGCUAGAAAGGGUCCUUUGUCAGCUCCAGAGGUGUUGCUCACGAUGACCGUACCUUGUUUCCCGGUGCUAUAUUUCACGUCUUUCUUCUACUACACGGAAACACUGAGCGUCGCCCUAGUUCUCAUUGUUAUUUGGAUGCGAUAUAGACGGUGGCACCUCGUCGCCGCAAUUUUUGGAGCUUUUUCCACCAUGGUCCGACAAACCAACAUAAUCUGGCUGGGACUAAUCGGUGCAGAUGCGGUUUUUGAAUCCGUCAUCGACUUUUGUAAGCUGCAUCUUAAAAAGAAGAAGCUUGAGUUGAACCAGUUGGAUCUCAAUACUCCUACCAUUUUGAAGGUUAUAUAUACAACGGUUGUGCAUAAUAUGCAUCGGAAGAAGCGUUUUGAUCUGCUGCUCAAGAUUCUGUUCGUUGCAGUCCCUUACGUGAUCGUUUUAGGUGCCUUUGUCGCUUUCGCGAUUUGGAACGGAGGAAUAGUCGUUGGAGACAAAGAAGCUCAUACAUUAACUCUGCAUACACCUCAAAUCUUGUAUUUUGCGCUCUUCACUUCGGCGAUGACGUGGCCGAUCCUUUUACCUGAAUUGCGUCUUUUUCUUGUCGGGUUAAAAUCUCCUGCUGGGAUGACCAGAUUUCGAUUUCGGCGUUCAGCUGUCAGCAUCAUGGAAGGAGGAAUGAAGUGCAUAAAAUUCUUGGUUUUCAUCUUCAACCUGUUAUUUGCUCUGUCCGGUCUGGCCAUUUUGGCUACGGGGGCAAUCAUGGAAGCAGCGUACAAGGAAUACCUCCAGUUUUUGCCGAAUGAGAUUUUUUCCGCUCCCUUGAUUUUGAUCAUCGUCGGUGUUAGUAUCUUCGCGAUUGCCUUCUUCGGAUGUUGCGGUGCAAUGAAGGAAAGUAACUGUCUCAUUCUGACGUUUGCUGUCCUCCUGGGCGUCAUUUUCAUUCUGGAAAUUUCUGUUGGGAUCGCUGCUUACGUUAUGAAAUCCGAGAUCGAGAAAGACAUUUCUGUCCGGAUGACGAAGUCCGUGGAGCAAGUUAAAUUUGAUACCGACAGUAUCCUGAAGAGGUCGUGGGAUGUCAUCCAAACUGAGUUCAAAUGCUGUGGAUCGUCAAAUUACACGGAUUGGGAGAAAAACCCCACGUUCCAAUCAACCUAUCCAAAAUCCUGUUGCGGAGAAGCGGGAACAGCUUGUACUGCUUCGUCGGAUACGUUGUAUCGCUCUGGCUGCUUGGACAAACUUUCCGAUUUCAUGAAGGACAAUAUUACUAUCAUUGGUGGAAUGGGCAUCGGAAUUGCCUUCAUUCAGCUUAUCGGGAUCGUCUUCGCCUGUCGUUUGUCGAACUCGAUCCAGAAUGAAUACCAAACUGUCUGAAAAACUGAAGUGAAGGCGAGUUGAGACCAUCAUGUUACUUGUUGAGUAUCCGGUUCAACUUUCAGGAAUGUCUCUUUUUAUUUGCUUGUAUGAGUCGUGAAACUGAAAGUGUUGCCAAUUGUUCAGAAGAUUCUCGGGGAGCAUGUUCGGGUGUGAUUCAUUAUUUCGUUUGCCAUUCCGCGAAGAAACUGGAACAAUCUCGAGUAGGAUUUUUUCACAUUAUUUACUGGCUUCGGUGUGCGUGCAUGUACUGUUUUUGAAAGAAAAGUUGUGGUUCGGAGUCGGAGAUUCAUAUUGAAAAUCGAUCUGAAAUGGUGGUAGAAUUAUUGAGUUUCUUUUUUUUGUGCAUCGGUGAUGCUGUAUGAUGCAUUGAUUCAUUACUUUGAUGUAAAUUUUUUUUAUUAAGGAAUAUUUGCUUAUUGCGUUACGCUUCGUUAGAUAAUUUGUGCAUUAUUUCUAAAUGUUCAAGCCUGCAGGAAUUUUAAAACUCGCUCACGAGUGUGCACAUGAGGAAUUCGAACUUAAAUCUGUAUGCUUCAGCUAAAUUUUGGUGCUCUAUUUCAGAAGAACCAUUUUGUGUGAACAAUGGCUUGUUGCUCGUCUGCUGAAAACUUCCGCGUGUUUAGUCAUUAUUGAAAUCUUCCAUGCACGUCAGCAAGAGGCAAUUGCAAGUCCUUUUUUUUUUUAUACGCAGGAUUAUCGUUGGAAGUAUGCUGAAUGACAUUUGGUAAUUUGUACAUUGUAAUCGAGUGCUUGAGUUCAACAAGGAAUUGCUGAUGACUUUUGAGUUUCUCACAUGUUUUCUGUUGAUUUUUCGAUAAUUAUUUGGCCGCGCUGCACACCCUGAAAUACGAAGGAGCUCAUUCCAACUUUGCAGAUGCGUGAAGGAUGGUUGGUUUCUACUCAGAUGUUCUGUGUUCCAAAGCAAGGGUGUGUUUUUAGUGAAGACAUAGACAGCCGAAGAUUUUUUGUACUCGAUGUAUCUUGCAACAAGGUUACUGCUUGUCCAGUGAAACGCCUGUUCCCGCAGAAUCCUCACUUUACUUUUUUGGGAAGUGAUCUCCCCUCCAAUUUUCAGAUUGUCCAUUUAACGUCUAUCUGAUAUUUUAUUACUGAGAUAGUGACAGCAAGAACCCAAGUCGAAGACCAGAAUCCCGAGUGCGGUUCAUGCCUUGACCGAUCAUGACUUUUCAUCUGAUUCCCCGAAGUGGAUAAAAUUCUGACCAACCCAACAGAAAAGAAAUAAGCAGAAAACCCUGCAUUUUGAGUAGCUACGUCCAACUCUACGUUCAGGAUGCGGCCACAGCAACGAAGAUUACUGAAUUUGUGUUUUGAAUUGUGUUGAAAAUGGAAGGCCGAGCCACUUCCAAGAUGAAAGAUCAAUUUUUGGGCGGCAUGAAAAUUUCAGGGUUAGUCCGGUAGAGGAGAAAACUGGCCAAAGCUCCCGAAUGCUGCCACCAUACUUUUCGAACGGAUUUUCCUGGUGAGGUACAGCUUUAAUGAAUCAUCCAAUGAAUGAAUUCUCUGCUCAAUGCAUCGGGAAAAAAAAAAGUAUUUGCUUCACUUGCGUGGCUGUUUCAAGACGAUUUCGUUUGCUCAUAGGCUAAUGCUGAGCUCGGAAAAUACACUGUUCGCUUAUUGCUCCCGCGGAUUAAUGUUGGCUGUAUAUACCCUUUGAUUUUGGACUAGUGUUGAAUGGUAGAUUGGAGUGUGCUGUCUUGUAAAGCGUUCCGUUUUCUUAAUUUAAUUGAUUUUUGAGAGUGGUGUAGCUGCCAGGAAUGGUUUUCUGAAGAAUUUUCUAUUAAUUGGUUGCUUUGGUUUUCUGGUGCGGGUCAGUUGUGACAAUAUCAAAAGCUGUAUUUUCUCAUGCAGUGUUUUUACCACCAAAGGAAGGGAUUCUCUCCUUUGGGAAUUCUUAGAGUCGAGAUCUUGAGGGGGCAACCGCGUUAAUUCUCUGCCUCAAGUCAUGUAAGCAACCCUGCCAUAGGAAGAACAUGUGCUAUAUCUGUUUUUUUUUAUUGGCGUUAUAGUGGUUGCUUUCGAAAUGUUGUGUAGCAUAUUUUCCCUCCAAAUCACAUGUACUGUAAUCAAGGCAUUUGGGGUUCUGAACCUAACUGCCAUUUUUUGUGUUCCGCUUGGAAAUGGGAGUGCUUUAAAAAGUGUUUUAUUGGCUUUUGUUCUUGUCGCAAUUGGUAAAUGAAUGUCAUUUCCACCAGGA
This is a messenger RNA of Notodromas monacha, 3956 nucleotides long. The record is from the annotation of a GenBank genome assembly. Lineage: Eukaryota; Metazoa; Arthropoda; Ostracoda; Podocopida; Cyprididae.